CAAGAGAUAGCAAAUAGUGAAUGAACAAUUUCAUUGUUCAAGUUUGGUCAUUAAUAAGGAUAAAGAGGUUGGAGAAGAUGUGAGCCAUAAAAUUAAAGCAGGUUUCACUCAAGUGGAGGGGUGUCUCUAGGAUACUAUGCGAUUGAUGAUUAACAACAAAAUUGAAGGGAAAAUUUCAAGGAUACUUACCAAUCAGUCUUAUUAACUAAACUUAUUUACCUACUGGUCCUGAAUGAUAGAUUUAUCACUGUAAAUUUAUUCAUAAAAAUAAGAGAUAUUGAUAAAUUUAUCAAUAGGACAUAAUGGAUAUUAAGUCCCAAAAGUAGGAUUUAUUGGUAAUUUAUCCAAUAUUUUUAUGGAAUGAUUAUAAGCCUGAUGAUGCUUUAUGAGACAAAAUGUUGAACAACUAAGAAACAAUACAUUAAUAAAAUGAGUAUAGUUGAGACAAGAAUGCUAACAUGGAUGUGUAGUAAGAUAAUAAAAGAUGCAAAUGAAUACAUUGGUGAAAGUAGAACCUAUUGAAGAUAAGAUAACAAAUUAAGAUGAUUUGGUCAUGUACAACAAUGAUUUGUAGUCUAUGAAGCAUGGACACUUCAAAAUCAGUGUCGUGGCAGUGUCCGACACGCGGACACGCCGGGGACACGUACUGGCGUGUCCCUUUAAUUUAAUGAUUUUUUUGGAAGGGGACACGGCAGGGACACGCGUGUCCAUUUUGGGACACGCCAUGGGACACGGCGGGGCUCAGUUUUAAAUUUAUUAUAUUUAUUUGGGGUCAAAGUGUAAUAUUUAAAAAAUAAAAAAUAAAUAAAAAAACAUGUGUAAAAGCCCUAAAUCGAACAAAGAAAGAGUGAAGGAAGUCAGUCAGACCUUGCGAAGACCUCUCUCUCUCAGUCGAAGACCCUGUCUCUCUGUUGAAGUCGAUCGAAACCCUCCGAAGUCAAUCAAAGCCCUCCGAUCCACUCGUCUUAGUCUCUGUCUCAAUCGAUCCACUCGUCUGCCUCAAUCUCCACUCGUCUUAGUCUCUGUCUCAGACCUGCGAUCCAGACGACUUCGAAGGGGGAAAAAAGUUUUGCACGACCGUUGACACAUUAACUCAAAGGGAGCCCGAUUCAAUGCUUGCUGCAAUGUUCAGUGGACGUCACACUGUCUGUCACGAUUCUGAGAAGGGGUAUGUCUUUGUUGAUAGGGAUGGUAAACAUUUUCGUCAUGUUUUGAAUUGGUUGAGGGAUGGUGUUGUUCCCACACUGAAAGAUGCUGAAUAUUCAGAGCUUCUACGGGAGGCAGAAUAUUAUCAGCUUCUUGGAUUAAUAGAUGGAAUCAAUGCUGUUUUGGAUAAGAGGAAGGAUAAUGAGGAGUUGGAUACUGAAUUGACACGUACUGAUAUAAUUAAAUGCAUACAAUUUGAAAAAGUCAAGUUUCGAGGAGUGAACCUUUCUGGCCUUGAUCUUUCUAAGCUGGACCUGUCUUUUGUGGACUUCAGUUAUGCAUGUCUUAAAAAUGUAUUCUUCUCACGUGCAAACCUUCAAUGUGCGAAAUUUAAGGAUGUUGAUGCUGAGGGUUCCAUUUUCCACAAUGCAACUUUGCGCGAAUGUGAAUUCACGGGGGCAAAUCUUCGUGGUGCUUUAUUAGCUGGAGCUUAUCUUCAAAGUGCAAACUUACAAGAUGCUUGUUUAAUAGAUUGUAGCUUCUGUGGGGCAGACCUGCGUUCUGCGCACCUACAGACUGCGGAUCUUACUAAUGCCAACUUGGAAGGAGCUAAUCUAGAAGGGGCCAACUUAAAGGGUGCAAAGUUGAGUAAUGCCAAUUUGAGGGGUGCAAACCUUCAACGAGCUUAUUUACGACAUGUCAAUCUUCGUGAAACCCAUUUGGAAGGUGCAAAGCUGGAUGGUGCCAAUUUGCUUGGAGCAAUCAGAUAACACUUCAAGCGACACAAUAAUGAUCCAUUGCAGGUUUCCAUUAUCUUUGCUUUCGCCAUAAAUAACUUGUAUCCAAACCCUAUUCUCUCACCCCUUUCUCUUUCUACCAUUAGAUAUUAAUGCGCAGAAUUGUGUAUAGCUCUAAACCAUGAUUGAUUUUAAAUGACAUUAGCUGUGUGUGGGUGUGGAUUGCUGUGUACUGGGAACUUCCCUAUGUGCUGAUAAAGUUUGCCAAAUGCCAAUAUGUCGAUGCCAUAUAAAUUCUGUUGAUAAUUGUCGAGAUUUGGUAGAUUG
Camellia sinensis is the source of this 2210-nucleotide messenger RNA. Lineage: Eukaryota; Viridiplantae; Streptophyta; Magnoliopsida; Ericales; Theaceae. The record is from RefSeq and is a predicted model, not a curated record.